CUGCAUCCUCUAUAUCUAGCCUCCCAGUCCCAGGUCCGUGGUCCCGUCGCUAGCUGAGAGGGACGAGAACCCGAACAACGAAAAACACGACGAGGGACACGACGAGGACGACGAUGGCGAGGAGCAUAACGAUGACGAGAACAUUGUUGAUAUCUUGCUCGCGGCAGGUGCCGACGCGAGCGCCACAGAUACGAAGGGGACGACGCCUCUUCAUCUCGCCUCCAUGCACGCCAACAUGGAUGCCUUCAAGCGACUCCAUACCGCACCUGGAGUUGAUAUCAAUGCCCAGGACAGACGAGGUGCGACACCGCUCCUCAUAGCCUGCAAAGCUGGUAACACGGAUGGCGCUUUGGUCCUCAUCGACAAAGGGGCAGAUAUUCUCAUCUCUGAUAUAAAUGGAGAUACACCCCUUCAUCUAGCAGUAAGGCAUUCACACACUCUGAUCGUCACAUCAUUGAUAGAAAUGGCGGAGAGCAAAGGGGACAUCAACGAGGUAAUGCUGAACGAGAAUUCCCGAGGUGUGAUCCCUCUAUACGAUGCGGUGAAGUGUGGGCACAGGGAUCUCUUCCAAGUCUGUCUCGACCAUGUUUCCAAGCGAACGAGCGAGGUGGACAUGAUGAAGCUGAUGAACUUCGCCGGUCGAGACAACGACGACGCUGUCCUUCACGUAGCCGCUGCGGCCGGGUAUCAGGACAUCGUCGAGGCUCUCAUCGCCAACGGAGCCGUGGUCAACCUGGUCAACUUUGACGGGCAGACCCCGCUGCACCUGGCAUGCGAAAAGAACCACGAGAGUAUCGCACUGUGCCUCGUUGAAAAUGGAGCUGCAAUCGUCGCAGAUAGCGCUGACUUGAACCCUUUACAGGUUGCUGUGAACAACGGAAGCUUCGAAACCUUGAUGUCGCUACUGCAGUACAUCUCAGCUGCUUCGGGUGGCCAAUCUGACGAGGCUACACAUAUCCUUCAAUGGUCGGCUGCAAACAACAAAGCGGAUAUACUCAGAAAGAUCCUAGAUUAUGAGUUUCGUUUCCAUGAGAUGACUGAUGAUGGGAUAAUGGACUUCAUCAUGGAUGCCGUCAAGAUGAAGCAUAAAGAGACGGUUCAUGUAUUAGUUCGCUGGAACAGGGCUGUUGUGGAUCAUCGAGACAAGCUCGGAAACACACCCCUUCAUCACGCCGCUGAGGGCGGGCAUCAAGAUAUCGCGCAGGAACUGAUUCAAGCCAAGGCCCAAGUUAAUGCCACGAAUGGUGAAGAUCUAGGUGGCCUAUCACCUCUCCAUUACGUAGCUGACCGUGGAUGGACUAGAACAGCCCGUGUUUUACUUGAUGCACAAGCAGAUAUUGAGCAGACGGACAGCCAAUCGAUGACACCCCUUCACCAUGCAUGUAAAGAAGGUAAUGCGAGCAUGGUAGAUCUACUGCUCUAUGGCAAGGGAGCUGGCGAUGUCUUCAAACCUGCUGACGUCACAGUACAGGACGCCAAGGGACUGAACUGCCUCGAUCACGCAAUCGACAAUGGACGCGAGACGAUCGCUAGGAUGAUCAUAACACAUAACAGAUGGUUAGAAGUGAUGUCGGUAUCGAGUCUGGAUGAGGAGACUAGCUACCGCACAACGCCGAUGCGAAAACUCAUUCGCUCUAUGCCAGACGUAGCCAAAAUGAUACUGGACCGGUGUAUAACCGUUACGGGCGGAACAAGUAUUCGGGAUAAAGACGUCCGUGUGGAAUUCUACUACGAGCUCUUAGAAGACGCGUUCUCACCCUGGAUGAAACCGACAGAUGAAGAUUUACCCCCUCACGAGGGAGUAAUAAACACUUUCUUGAAUCGGAUGUACAGGAGGGUGUCGACUCGACUACCGUCCGACAUCGACCACCAGUACGAUAAGCAAGAUCGCUUGUUCAAAUCAGCUCAACCUUUCAUCGCGGACUGCCAGGAGAGAAAUGAAAACCAUCCUUUGAAACUGAUGGUUUCUUCCAAACGUGUCGAUCUACUGGACCACCCACUCGUGACGACUUUCAUCCAGCACAAAUGGAACUCCAUCGGUCGUUACAUCUUCUACGUGGGUUUCUUCGUCUACAUCACGUUCCUUGCGAUGCUGACCGGAUACAUCGUCGUGAUUCCGCCGAAUUACUAUGUACGUGCAGUCAACAAAACCACCAAUCCACCCACCAUUACGUGGUUUGCAAGCGGGGAAGUACGAUGGGUGAAGUCCGUGCCAGAUGCGGUCCUGGUCUUAUUCGACGUCGUUGGACCUACCGCGAUCAUGAUAUUGUCCCUUUUGAACAUUUUAAGAGAGUUUACUCAGAUGUUCGUUCAGCGGAUAUCUUAUUUUCAGGACUUCGGAAAUAUCAUGGAAUUGUUCCUCUAUCUCUUCGCCAUCAUAUUUUCUCUGCCUUUCAGCACGGUUGAAUACGUGAAGCACGGUAAUAUCAAACAGGACUGGCAAUGGCCGAUUGGCGCUGCAGCUGGCUUCUUAGGCUGGAUCAACCUGCUGCUGUUUAUCAGGAGUAAUUCGAAGCUUGGCAUCUAUGUCAUCAUGUUUAUAGACAUCUUCAAGACUUUCCUUCGAUUCAGUUUAAUCCUGUUCUUAUUCGUCAUGGCGUUUGGUUUGGCAUUCUACGCACUUCUCAUGAAUCAGAAUCCAUUUCACUCUCUGUUCGAUUCCCUGGCCAAGACGUUUGUAAUGAUGAUCGGUGAGCUGGAUUAUGCUGAUAUCUUCUUCGCUCAAGAUUACCUAGGGACAUCCAAUACUCUCGAGGCAGAUGGAGAGGCAGCCUAUUUUAUGAAUUCAUCUUUCUAUGGAACGAUCACUCAACUCUUCUUCAUCCUCUUCCUCAUCGUUAUGUCCAUUCUCAUGAUGAAUAUGCUGGUUGGUUUAGCUGUAGAUGAUAUCCAGGCAAUCCAAGAAAAGGCCAAUCUUCAUCGUCUUACUAUGCAGGCGAACAUGGUGUUGGAGAAUCAGUCAAAAUUCUCUCUGUGGAUAUGGAGAAGGUCUAUCGUUCGAAGGAAGAAGUUCCUAUCGUCGAACGAGAUUAAACUCAAGAAAUGGCUUCGACGGCUGACGGGUGGCAGAAAGCAACUCAAGAGGGCGCUGUUGAUCAGCACGGAUGCAGAGAAUCCUCUUAGCAUCGACUCACAUCAAGAUGAACCCUACGAGAAGAUCCGAGAACGUAUGAAGGACGUUAGCCUGAAGGUCGGACGAGCAACCAUUGAAAUGCUCGAAGAAGCCAAGAAAAGAGACACCCAGUUGAACAACAUACGUGAAGCUCAGGGUAGCCUCUACGACCGUACCGACCGUCUACAGGCAGCGCAAGAAUUCCUUGGAGAUCGGAUGGAGAUAAUGCAUCGGAAGCUGGAUGUCAUGAUGAAGAAAAUGAAGAUCAAGGAGAAGAAGAUCGAGGGUGUCUUCUGAGGUGACGUGUCAGGGAUCCCACAUUUGCUCCAGCAAUGAUUAUAUAUAUGUAUGUUUUAAGUUUCAAUACAAUACGUUAUGUACACUGUUGGUCAUAAUGGUGGAAUAAUUUUUUUUACCCCAAUUUAUGGAAUGAUU
Messenger RNA from Strongylocentrotus purpuratus (purple sea urchin), 3547 nucleotides. RefSeq names its product transient receptor potential cation channel subfamily A member 1 homolog. Lineage: Eukaryota; Metazoa; Echinodermata; Echinoidea; Camarodonta; Strongylocentrotidae. Gene Ontology annotation, molecular function: monoatomic ion channel activity; protein binding. The transcript is spliced from 20 exons. Bases 224 to 3409 code for a protein of 1061 amino acids. Gene Ontology annotation, biological process: monoatomic ion transport; transmembrane transport. Gene Ontology annotation, cellular component: membrane. The record is from RefSeq and is a predicted model, not a curated record.